This is a messenger RNA of Cuscuta epithymum, 1991 nucleotides long. Lineage: Eukaryota; Viridiplantae; Streptophyta; Magnoliopsida; Solanales; Convolvulaceae. The record is from the annotation of a GenBank genome assembly.
AAAAUAUACCGCAUAAUUAUCACAUAACCAAGCAAAUUAACCACCCCCGAAAAUCAAUUUGAUAGUAAAAUCUAUGUUGGAUCUCAUGGAUUCCACAACCAUCAGCCCAUUUGUAUUCUACCUUCCUCUCCUCUUCCCACUGUAUCUGAUCUCUAAACACUUCCACCGGAAAUUCAAGAACUACCCGCCGGCCCCGUUCCUCACCCUCCCCGUCGUUGGCCAUCUCUACCUCUUUCAGAAGCCUCUCCACAAAACCUUAACCAAUAUUUCCAAGCGCUACGGACCGGUCGUCCUACUCCAGUUCGGCUCCCGGAAAGUUCUCUCUGUGUCCUCUCCUUCCGCCGUGGAAGAAUGUCUGUCGCGGAACGACGUUAUUUUCGCGAAUCGUCCCCGUCUCCUGGCCGGAAAGCAUAUAGGGUACAACUACACCUCCCUAGCCUCGGCGUCCUACGGCGACCACUGGCGCAAUCUCCGCAAAAUCAUCUCCACCGAAAUCCUGUCCAAUAAUCGCCUCCAGACGCUCCACGAAACUCGCGCAAAUGAGGUGAAAUCAAUGAUUCGGAAGCUGGAUUCGUCUUCGAAAGCGGGUUCUCCGGUGGAAAUGAAGACUCUGUUUUCCGAGCUCAUGUUGAACCUGCUGAUGAGGAUGAUCGCCGGAAAACGUUAUUACGGCGACGACAAGGAAGUCGACGUCAAGGAGGCGGCUCGAAUCAGGGAGAUUGUCAGGGAGGUUGUGCUACUCGGUGGGGCCACCAACGCCGGAGACUACGUGCCUUCUUUGAGUAGGGUGUCCGUAAAGUUGGAGGAGAGUUUGCGGCAGCUACAACUCAAAAGAGAUGAUUACUUGCAGGAUCUGAUUAGGGAGUGCCGGGAAAAGAAGGUCAACGGCGGCGUUGACGGGGGCGGUGAGGCGGCAGGGAAAAAGAAAUCAUUUGUUGGUGUACUGUUGACCCGGCAAGCAGAGGAACCCGAAUAUUACAAAGAUGAAAUUAUCAGAGGCCUCAUUGGGGUUAUCUGGCCAAGGAAGAUCGUCUGAUCGAGAGCUCAAUGGUGGGAUACUACUAGGGUCCCCUUUUACGCAUAUCUCGAGACGCUCUUCUUCCCAUCCGACCGUUGGUUGCGCAAGGCACUCUGCCUAUCGGGCAGAGGAUCUCAAACCAAUUUUUCAUGUGGACCGUGGUGAUUAUAUGUAUUGAGGUUAUCUUAGCAGCAGGAAUAGACACAUCAUCUGCAACAAUGGAAUGGACACUCUCACUACUUCUAAACCACCAGCAAAUCCUGAAGAAGGUUCAAGAAGAAAUCGAUGAUAAGGUGGGAUAUGAGAGACUAGUAGAAGAAUCAGAUAUGGUUGACCUCCCCUAUUUAAAUUGCAUAAUCAAGGAAGCAAUGAGAAUGCACCCUGCUGCCCCUCUGGCAAUCCCUCAUGAGUCCUCAAAGGAGUGCACUGUAGCUGGCUAUUGCAUCCCAAAAGGGACGAUGUUGUUGCUCAACUUGUAUUCCAUCCAAAGAGACCCCAAAUACUGGGAUGAGCCGGAAAGGUUCAAGCCAGAAAGAUUCAAAGACUUAGUAGCUAAUACUACUCCUAAAGAACAGGGAUAUAAAUGGAUGCCUUUUGGGUUAGGUAGGAGAGGAUGUCCAGGAGAAGCACUGGCAUGGCGCAUGGUCGGGAUGUCAUUGGCAUCGAUUAUCCAAUGCUUUGAUUGGGAAAGACUUGGAAGCGAAUUGAUAGAUAUGAGUGAAGAAAUUGGUGUGACUAUGCCCAAAGCAACGCCUUUGGUGGCUAAAUGCAAGACACGACCUUUUGUCACUAACCUUCUUUCUACCUAUACAACAUGAACUUCUUUUGUUUUUCUUUAUUGUGUAAACAUGAUUUUCGUUUGAUAUUAAUGUCAUGAAGUCUUUCUAAAUCACAUCCUCAUCAAAUCGUAUUGGAAUCUGUCAUAGUUACCCCAUGCAACUACUUGCUUAACCAGGUGAAAAUUUUAAAAUUG